AUUGGUUUGGUCCACUUAACGCUCGCAACGCCUCGAGCAACAAAGAUAGAAUCAGACAGAAUGACGUUACGAGCGUUAAGUGGACCAAACUAACCAACCAAACGCUACCGUGCUUACGAAACGAAAAAACGCCUUAAUUGUGAUUGUUUAUGUCGAGCAGUUUAACUAUGGUCGAUUUGGGAUUUGCAUUGAAAUGUAGUGAACAGUGGAGAUUAGAGAGCCGUUUUUUUCCUAGUAAAAUAGGUGGUAAACCAGCAUGGCUCGAUUUAAAAAACAUUCCUGGCAAAAGUGAGCUGGAGUGUGAGUAUUGCGGUAAUCCCUGUAUAUUUUUAUGUCAAAUCUAUGCACCAUACGACGAUCCUGAUACGUUUCACAGAACUAUAUAUAUUUUUAUAUGUAAGAACGUGGAGUGCUGCAAAUUUAACCAGAAUGGAAACCUAAAAGUUUUCCGUUCACAAUUGAAUAAACACAAUGUUUUUUAUUCACCAAACCCACCUAUCGAAAAGGAAGACUGGGAAACGAGUGUCGAUGUAUCAAAAUGGACAAAGACUUGCCAUAUUUGUGGUAUUUUAGCACCAUUUCACUGUUCCAAAUGUAAAGUUGUCAAUUAUUGCUUUCGUACACAUCAAAUACACGAUUGGAAAAAUGGGCAUAAAAAAAAAUGUGGUACCAAAGCAGAUAGUGUAAAUGAGAGAUUGUGUGAGAACAAUGAUAUUUUGUUUUCUGAGUAUGAG
Odontomachus brunneus is the source of this 734-nucleotide messenger RNA. It is a transcript of the gene Zfrp8, whose product is annotated as programmed cell death protein 2-like. NCBI's taxonomy places the organism in Eukaryota, Metazoa, Arthropoda, Insecta, Hymenoptera, Formicidae. Gene Ontology annotation, cellular component: nucleus. The transcript is spliced from 2 exons. The annotation marks the transcript as partial. The record is from RefSeq and is a predicted model, not a curated record.